Labeo rohita (rohu) is the source of this 2861-nucleotide messenger RNA. RefSeq names its product HBS1-like translational GTPase (gene hbs1l). Gene Ontology annotation, biological process: translation. Bases 121 to 1866 code for a protein of 581 amino acids. The record is from RefSeq and is a predicted model, not a curated record. The transcript is spliced from 5 exons. Gene Ontology annotation, molecular function: GTP binding; GTPase activity. NCBI's taxonomy places the organism in Eukaryota, Metazoa, Chordata, Actinopteri, Cypriniformes, Cyprinidae.
GUUUCUGAUGGCCGUAAACAUGGCGGCGGUGGAGUGAGUCGCAUGCCUAAACUUUACACUGACAAUUGAUUUCUUGCCUCGCGUACUUUGUUUACGUGAAAGAACGCCGUCGAACUAAAAAUGUCCCGUCACAGGAAUGUCCGAGGUUAUAACUACGACGAAGACUUUGAGGAUGAUGACAUGUACGGGCAGUCGGUGGAAGAUGACUACUGCAUAUCUCCUGCCACUGCCGCACAGUUUAUCUACUCGCGUCAAGACUCAAGGCAAGCUCGACAUGUAGAGACCCUGGAAGAGGCAGAAUAUGAGGAGGAGGAAGAAGAGAUGCCAACCUCUCCCACCAUCACAAGUACACUAGACCCACUACAGCAAGGUCGCUUGUAUUCCUGUUUGGAUCAGAUGAGAGCUGUGCUUGGAGAUUCAAUUCCAGACUCCACACUGACUCAGGCAGCUCUGAAAUAUGACUGUGACCCUCACAGAGCUCUUGAUUUUAUCCUAACUGAGGAGAACACCAAUACACACACCCCUCCAGCCAGAACUAACCCACAUCCCGAGCCUAUCACCACAGCUGCACCACAGAAAGGAGCCUUAUUUCCUCGCUCACACAAUAGUACUAAGACUCUAUCAAGUGCACGUUCGUGCAAACAAGACCAAUCUUACAACCUCAGUGAUCUGUUAGCCAUCCCUGACUCAACCAAAUCCAUACCUGCUGCUCUGAAUCCUCCCCCUGGCUUGGGAAAUGACCAUUUAAAAGUGGUUUCGAGUCAGAAUUUAGGUGGCGAUGGUGGGCAGUCCACUUUAGGACAAAGUUCACUGGCCCAACUAAUAGCUGAGCAUGAACAGAAGUGUACAAAUGUUCCACCUCUAAUUCCCUCCACUGCUUUCUCAUUGGAUAACACGGUUCCCCUCUCUACCAGUCCUUUUGGUUCUUUUCUUGGUCCUGCUGCCCCACUUUCUACAGUGCUCUCUCAGGGUCCUAGUGUUCCACCUAUUUCCGGUUUGUCCGUUGGCUCUGGUGCGAGACUCUCCUCUGGUCUCUCUUUGGGCACGUCGGUCCCAGCUGGUCUGGGUGUGACAUCCUCUUCUCUUUUAACCUGCUCUCUCAGUAGACUAGCACUGCAGGAUUCCAAGCCAUCCGCCCCUCUUCCUGUCUCAUUGGGAAGUUUGAGCUCUGUCCUACAAAGUAGUGCACCUUUGGGAGUACCAGGACAAGCAAAAAGCUCUGGAAGCCUUUCAUUGGCUGAGCUUAUCCAAGAGCAUCAGGACAACAGUCCUAAACUCUGUGAAAGUUUGCCUGGACUCCAAAAUGCACAUAAUUCACAUACAGCAUGUCCUCAAAAGCCUAUCCAUGCAUCUGCUGCAAAUGCUCCUCCUGGCUUUUCAGAGGCACCAUCCCUGUCCGACCUCUUGUCCCAACACCAAACGUCACUUGGGUUGCAACUUCCAACAUGCAAGAGUGAAAAUAAGUCUAAUCAGCAAGCAUCAAACAAAUCAGCAGCCGCUGUGCCUAAGCCCCGCCCACUAAGCUUAAAUCAGAGUGUUGAUCUUAGUGCACUCAUGUCCCAAACGUCUCCCGACGGUCGCUCACCAACCCUGUCGGGUUUUACCCACAUCUCUGAUAGUCAGAAAAAAGGUGUGCGUGUUAAACCAUCGAAUUUUGCGGUGGCGAUGUGCGUGCCUGUGAGAUACGAGAAGAGUCGGCGCAAUAGAGCGAUUCAUAGCGCUUUCUUAUACAGCAGACAAAUGGAGAGAGUGAAAGAACGAGUGCAGUGUCUGCCUCUUCAUCACAUCACCCCGUUUUCUUUCAACACACCCUCUCCAGAUGAUAUAGUCAAAGCGAAUCAGAGGAAAGCUUUUACUCGAGACUGACUUUUUUUUAAAAAACACCUUUUAAACAUCUACCAAACUGAAAUUUGAACCCUCUAGGUGUUUUGCAACUCAGGUUCAUUUAAUUUUAUACAUUUAAAAAACGCCACAGCCACAAUUUUGGCCAUAUUUCAAAGCCUAAAUCGAGACAUUGUCUGACUGAAUGGUUAAUAGUAUAUAUAGAAUGAACUGAAUAGAUUAGUGUUCAUAGUUUUAGCAAAAUGUGAACUUUAAGACGUCAACACUCAGAUGGUUUGUACGUUUGAGCCCUGAAAUUAUUUAAAGCACUGAGACAGCUAUUUUAUCUUGUUCCCCAUAUAAUACUUUAUACUUUUGUAUUUUUUCUAUUUUUUUUAUUUAUUUACAGCUAACCAUUACACUGGAAAGUUAAAAAAGGUCUGUAAUUAGUAGUCUAAAAGGACUAAUUUUUUUUGUCUGAAACAUCACAACUUCAGUAAUUUAGUAUUACUUUUGAAGUAUAUUUUUAAUUUUUCAUUUGGAUUUUCAGACUUUUUAAAAUGAUUCAUUAAGCUAAAUGUAUAUUUUUGUACUUGAUUAUGUAGUUUUACAAACAUUUUGACAAAUUAUGCUUACAUUCUAGAGUCGCUUUACAUAGCAAAAAAAACACAGUAGGAACAAAUACAGUGCAAAAAUAAAGGAUGAAAAAACAACAGAUUCUCUCUACAGCUGUUUUGCUGCCUUUUGAAAUGAGGCGCAGUGCUGGUUUACCACAAACACAGAAAGAGGGAAGACAUUUGGGUUUGGGGGACACCUGGAGUUUUUCCUAUUAUGUGUUUUGACACUGAGCACUGUAAAAGUGCAUUUUAGUUAUUAUAAUGAACAUUCAGUACACACUUUCAUCUUUUUUUCUAAUUGAAUUUUGAUUAUUUCCUUUUUAAUUUGUUUUAAAGCACUGAUGUACAUAUGUGGUUGCUGUGGCAAUGGGCCUGGCAUUUUGUAUAUAUUCUGAAAUAAAGAUUUUCCCGUUUCAUUUCUGA